Molecule: messenger RNA, 3171 nt
Organism: Kluyveromyces marxianus DMKU3-1042
Lineage: Eukaryota; Fungi; Ascomycota; Saccharomycetes; Saccharomycetales; Saccharomycetaceae
Gene: SDD4
Product: Sdd4p
Exons: 1
Coding region: 1-3171 (1056 amino acids)
Biological process (GO): regulation of transcription by RNA polymerase II; DNA-templated transcription
Cellular component (GO): chromatin
Molecular function (GO): zinc ion binding; DNA-binding transcription factor activity, RNA polymerase II-specific; RNA polymerase II cis-regulatory region sequence-specific DNA binding
Source: RefSeq, a predicted model, not a curated record
AUGGCGUCUGAAAACAAGGGCACAGAUGAGAUGGUUGGCGGGCGACACGUGUGCCCGCAUCCAGAUUGUGACAAGACAUUCUCGAGAUACGAACAUCUGCAGCGACACAAGUUGAACCACUGGCCCAAAGAGAUCUUCCGGUGCGAUUAUGUGUAUCCAGAGGAUGGAAUAGUGUGCAACCGAAGCUUUGUGCGUAAAGAUUUGUUGGUACGGCACCAGAGACGACAUUCGAACAAUGGUGUGCGUAUGCAGAUGAAGGUUCGGAGGGAAUUGGGUAAAGUGAAGGGAGCCAGUGGGUCCCAGAGGAGGCUGAGCGAAACACCAGACCAGAUACAAGUGGGGCAGGCUCACGAGCCUGCCCGUCUUGUACCCGAGACUAGUAGCAAUACUAAUAGUAAUAGUUAUAGUAACGCCAAUGGGAACCUGGCGACGAGGAAACUGGACCAUAUCGUGCUAGAUGUUGGAGAUGGAAAGAGUAAGAGCGGAGGCACUGGGGAGUCGAAUUCGGCAACUGCUUCUGCUGCUGGUCCUAUAGGCGGGGUCAGCACUACCACAACAACUACAACAACUACAAGUAGCAGCAAUGCUAGUCUGAACUCUGGCUUUGCACUUGGCGGCAGCGGCGGUGGUGGCGCUGGCAGUGGCAGUGGCAGUGGUAUGGCUCCUAAUACGAACUUGAACAACUUUUUCAAUUGGCUUUUCGCUGCGGCCCCUACCCAAGAAGCUGCUACGCCAGCUGUCGCAGCAGGAGGCCCUCCUCCUCCGCCUCAUGCUGUAGGAACAGCUCCUAACAGUAAUGUAGCGCAACAACCUCAUAUCUCGGUAAACAACAACAACAAUAUAGCAUCAACUGGUAUGGUGCCAGGGCUCCCACAAACGGCGAUGCUGGAGCCAGAAAUCUCGUCGCAGAACAACCAGCAUGUACAAAGCAGCAGCUUCGAAACCGAUACUAGCGGAGGAGGUACCACCAGCGGCAGCAGUACCGGUAGCGGCAGUGCUACCGUCGCGAAUAUUAUGGACGAUCUUUUUUCAGUAGACUUCCUUCCCAACGAUCCUUUGCAAUCUUUGGUCCAACAAAUGUCCUACAAUAACAUGAACAAUAAUUCACAACCGGUUUCUGUGGGCAGUUUGAAUACUCCUCCAAACAAAGGGUCCACUUGCUCGCCAGAAUCAGUCCCCAAUAGGUCACCGAAAUUCAGAGAUUUUGGCAAAGAACACAUUAAGGACAAUCUGCAGGCGCAGAAGAGUAAAGUGGAAGAAUUGAGAUCUCAGCUAAAACGGUCCGAAAGUAUUCCUGGUGCUUCUUCCAGCACACCGGGGGCCGGGGCCGGACCCUCAACUAAAAGGCAAAAGACCAUGCUUCUCAGCAAGCCAUCGUUCUUCAAUUCGGAUCCCAAUUCAAAGUUUAGACUAUCGCUGGAAAGACAAGCUGUGUUUGCAGAACAGAUUGCUGAUAUCAAGUACAUUUUACUCAGUGACUUGCAAACAGCACUAAAAUCUUACUGGCUCAACUUCCAUCCGCAGUAUCCAAUUCUGCACAAGCCAUCCUUCGACAUUGAGAAGGCGCCCUCCAUUCUUGUUCUCAGCAUGAUCAUGACAGGUGCGUCUUACUUGGGGUCCGCCAAUCGUCGUUCUAUCAGCGAUGUUAUCGCGGGGCCAUUGCGUUGGUUAAUCUUCUCACAUGAGGACUUCCAACCGACUUCGGAAACGUACAUUAUUCAAGCAUUACUUUUGCUUGAGUGUUAUGAAAAAACAAGUACUAAUAGAUACUUACACGAACGGAGUUACUUGCAUCAUGGUACCACGAUUCAGUUGCUCCGUCGUACCCCAUCUCUUGGUGGGCAUCCGCUACGUAUCAAGAAGGAACAAUCUCCGUCCAACUACGAAUCCAUGGAGGAGAUUUACAAGAACUGGAUAGACUUUGAAACUUUGAAAAGGACAGCAUUGUAUGCAUUCUACAUCGAUACCACCCAUGCAGUUGUGUUCGGAUAUACCUAUUUAUUCAUACACUGUAAUCAGGUCCAACUUUCGUUGCCCUGUUCUGAUGAGAUAUGGGACAGCUAUGAUUUGUCUUUGGAAAAAUUGCUGCAGCACGGGUUUGGCGGCAAAGACGUAAGCUUCCUCGACACUUUGAAACAACUCUUGAACCACGUUAUGCACCGGUUGCAAAGGUCCGGGAACACGGAACCAUGGACCAAGCUGAAAACCAGCAAAUUUGGCGAAAAGCUGCUAUUGUCGGGGCUUAUAUCCAUCAUGUUCCAACUUCAGCAACACUCAGAAGUGAUAUCUUUGGGCGGAGACAAUCCGUUGAGCGUACAAAAUAUCCACUGGCAAGAAAUUAUAUCGUUUGCCAUCGACUACUGGCACAGCGAGGUUAUGCAUGGGUGCCAAAACUCGUCGAAUUCGGUGUUGUCGAACGUGGACGCCGUGAACACCGUGGACGACGAGGGCAUCAAGCUGUUGAGACUAGACGACGUCCAUUCGUGCAAGAUACCUGCAUACCACAUGUCACAGAUCAUACUUCGGAUAUUCCAGUACGAUUAUUACAUAUAUGCUGGGGCGCCAUGGAGAAUGAACGUUCGCGCCGGAACCGAGGAGUACGCCUUGGUGAGCGAACGGAUCCUCAAGUUCAGUCAGGACCCUAUGCAAGGAGGCAUGGCCAUUGUCUAUGCGUACAUGUUCCUUUUCGAGAUGUUUCAAAACGGAGAAAACCUCUCGUGCGAUGUGAACCUCGACUACUGUAUUACUAGACCAAACACCUUAGCAUUGACCUCGCUUCUAAUCUGGUCGUACAACUACUCUUUGUACGGACCAGAAACGCACAUCUGGGACAAUUCCUCCGACACGGACGAAAAUUUGAACAAGAAGCUGAAGGAAGAAUACGUCCCCAUAGAAUCGUUCCAGCAGCAUCUCAAGAGAAUGUAUUCGUACCUGCACGUCGACAAAAACCUCGACGUCUACACUCACCAUCAGCAGUUGAAGGAAAAGGCAAGACUGCUAAAGGACAUACCAAACAAAAACCAUCUUGCAGGCAUGAUGCUUUUCAUGAGAGACCUGUUCCAUGGCUGCUACUGGGAGCUAGGCAGAGAGUUCAGCCAUCUAUUCGACAACUGUCUCGAAAGAUCCAUGGGCAGAGCAAAAGUCGUAUGUGAGCACAUGUACGAGACGUGA